Molecule: messenger RNA, 1707 nt
Organism: Rosa chinensis
Lineage: Eukaryota; Viridiplantae; Streptophyta; Magnoliopsida; Rosales; Rosaceae
Product: beta-glucosidase 11
Exons: 13
Coding region: 44-1573 (509 amino acids)
Biological process (GO): carbohydrate metabolic process
Molecular function (GO): beta-glucosidase activity
Source: RefSeq, a predicted model, not a curated record
GGAAAGCCAGCUUGGGAGUUUCCCGAGUUGGGAGUGAGAGAUAAUGUUGCGAUCAAUUUCAGUAGUGUUGCUCCUCCUGUGUUUUGUGUCCUCCUCUUCUUCCUCAGUCUCUGGUUCAGAAUUAGAAUUUGAAAUAGAGACGUCCUCAGCAGAAGAAGAAUAUAGCAGAGAUGACUUCCCACCCCCCGGUGGCUUUGUCUUUGGUGCUUCCUCCUCUGCUUAUCAGGUGGAAGGCGCCGCCGACCAAGAUGGGAGGACCCCAAGCAUAUUUGACACCUUUGCCUAUGCUGGGAAUUAUGAUGGAGCCAAUGGAGAUGUUGCAUGUGAUGCAUAUCACAAAUACAAGGAAGAUGUGCAGCUCAUGGUGGAUACUGGUUUGGAGGCAUAUAGAUUUUCCAUCUCAUGGUCAAGGCUUAUACCAAAUGGAAGAGGAGCUGUCAAUCCAAAGGGUCUUCAAUAUUACAAUAAUCUUAUUGAUGAACUAAUCACCCAUGGAAUCCAGCCACAUGUUACUUUACACCACUGUGAUCUCCCACAGCAACUUGAAGAUGAUUAUGGAGGAUGGGUUAGUCGAAAGAUUAUAAAGGACUUCACUGCAUAUGCAGAUGUGUGCUUUGAAAAAUUUGGUGAUAGAGUUUCACAUUGGACUACUAUGAAUGAGGCUAAUGUUUUUGUACUUGGAGGUUAUGACAUUGGAUUUCUUCCACCACAACGCUGUUCAGCUCCAUUUGGUGUAAAUUGCUCAAGGGGUAACUCCUCAACUGAGCCAUACAUGGCUGCUCAUCAUAUGUUGCUAGCUCAUGCAUCGGCUGCUAGAUUGUACAAGAAAAUUUACCAGGAGAAACAGCAAGGAUUUAUAGGGAUCAAUGUCCUUGCCAUUUGGUUUGUUCCUCACACGAAAACCACUGAAGAUGAACUUGCCACUCAAAGAGCUCUUGACUUCUACAUUGGUUGGUUUAUCAAUCCCUUGGUGUUUGGAGAUUAUCCUGAUUCGAUGAAAAAGAAUGCGGGCUCAAGACUUCCUGUCUUCACGAGUCUUGAAUCCAGAAGUGUUAAGGGUUCAUUUGACUUCCUGGGACUUAAUUAUUAUUACACAGAUUACAUCAAGGACCACUCCAGCAGCCUGAAGAUGGAGAACAGAGACUUCAAUGCAGACGUGGCAGCUAUUCCGAUAUCUAUGCAAAGUAAUUCGUCAGCCUUUGAGUACUCGACAGCUAGCUGGGGCCUGAAAGAACUGUUGGAAUAUUUCAAGCAAAGUUUUGGCAAUCCGCCUAUGUACAUCCAUGAAAAUGGUCAACGGACACAUCGCACAUCAUCAUUAAAGGACUGGCUGAGGGUAAAAUAUUUGCGUGGACACAUUGGGAGUCUGCUCAAUGCUUUAAGGAAUGGAUCAAACACUCGAGGGUAUUUUAUAUGGUCGUUCCUGGAUUCGCUUGAGCUGUUGGAUGGCUAUAAAUCGAGCUACGGCCUAUACUACGUUGAUUUGGACGACCCUGAUCUGAAAAGACAUCCCAAACUCUCUGCUCAUUGGUACUCCCAGUUUUUAAAGAGGCAAAAUAUCACUGCAGUCUGAUAACACAAUGGUAGAAACCUUGCUACAUGAUCUCUCCAUGAUAGUUUUAUUAAACAAAAUUGACUGAGGUGUUCUGUUUUAUGGGUGCACAUGUAUGUUGGAUUAGAGGCGUUAUCUCUUUAUUUUUUCUCGCA